CUCCAGCCCUACCAGAUUUUGUGAGGCCAUCUUUGUCUUCCGGGCAAUGGAGAAAAGGACGACAGCCACGCCACUGACUCUGAGGUUCAUGGCAAGCAUCAUAUUUUUUGUUCUUGGUCACCAAGUUCUUUCCAUAGAUAUUCACAAAGGAAGGCAUUAUGUUGCUGCUGUGUAUGAGCAUCACAUCAUCUUGAAUCCCAGUCCAGCGGCUAUCAUUGAUCGACACACUGCAUUACAAUUGAUGAAGAGAAAUCUAGAUAUUUAUGAAGAGCAAGUUAUUAAUGCAGCGAAACAGGGGGCACAAAUAAUUAUCUUUCCUGAAGAUGGAAUUCAGGGUUUCAACUUCACAAGGGCAUCCAUUUAUCCUUACUUGGAUUUCAUUCCAAACCUGGACUGUCUGAUAUGGAAUCCAUGCAAAGAAUUUUACUUAUUCAAUGACACUGAGGUUCUCCAUCGACUCAGCUGUAUGGCACUGAAGAAUCAAAUGUUUUUAGUUGUAAAUUUAGGAACUAAAGAGCCCUGCACACAAAGUGAUCCCCACUGCCCACCAGAUGGAAGAUACCAGUUUAAUACCAAUGUAGUAUUUAGUGACAAUGGCACACUCAUAGCCAGAUACCGAAAACAAAACCUAUAUUUUGAAUAUUCCUUUAAUACUCCACCAGAAAUAGAUUACACAAUUUUUGAUACACCUUUUGCAGGCAAAUUUGGCAUCUUUACUUGCUUUGAUAUCCUAUUUUAUGAGCCAACUGUGACCCUUAUAAAGCAAUACAACAUAACCCAGGUUGCAUAUCCCACUGCAUGGAUGAACCAACUCCCACUUCUGUCUGCUGUAGAAUUUCAACGAGCUUUUGCAACUGCUUUUAAAAUAAAUCUUUUGGCAGCAAAUAUCCAUCAUCCUGACUUGGGUAUGACAGGCAGUGGUAUAUAUACACCAUCAAAAUCUUUUAUUUAUUAUGAUAUGGAAAGCAUUGAUGGUAAGCUUAUAGUCGUAGAAAUCCCAGUUAUGACAUCAGAUCAUGAAGCUAAUAUAGAAAACAAUGCAAUGUCCUACAAUAGUCAAAAGAGUUUUUCAGACUUUUUUAUGGAGAAACAGAUUUGCCAUAAGGAUCAAGAAACUGACUGUGAAAUAGCAGAAAAACCAUCCCAAGAACUUCCACCUGUAUUUUAUGAAAUAAUGAUGUAUGAUAAUUUCACCUUAAUGCCCAUACUAAAUGCAGAAGGAAAUAUUGAAGUUUGUUCCAAUACACUUUGUUGUAAUUUAAUCUACAAACGAUUAGAAAAAACAAAUGAACUGUAUGUUUUAGGAGUUUUUGAUGAUUUACAUACAGUGCAUGGAACAUACUACAUUCAAGCCUGUGUGUUAGUGAAAUGUGGUGGACUUAACUAUACUACCUGUGGGCAAGAAAUCACAGAGGCGGCUGGGUUGAUAGAUUUUCAGCUCCAAGGGAAUUUCAGUACUACUUUUAUCUUUCCUCUUUUGUUAAGAUCUGGUGUCACUCUAGACUUUGCUGACCAUUUGGGCUGGGAAAAGAAUUCCUAUGUCAUGUACAAAACGGGAGGAUCUUCUGGUUUAAUAACAGCUGGCCUAUAUGGACGUUGGUAUGAGAGGGACAAAAAUUAGCAUUUGAUACCAAACAAAUAAUGUCUCAAGAUUAUUAAUGCAAGAACCUAAUAAAUGGGGACUGAUA
Python bivittatus (Burmese python) is the source of this 1688-nucleotide messenger RNA. It is a transcript of the gene BTD, whose product is annotated as biotinidase. Gene Ontology annotation, molecular function: hydrolase activity, acting on carbon-nitrogen (but not peptide) bonds, in linear amides. The record is from RefSeq and is a predicted model, not a curated record. Gene Ontology annotation, biological process: biotin metabolic process. Lineage: Eukaryota; Metazoa; Chordata; Lepidosauria; Squamata; Pythonidae.